CUUGCGGGAAUGAUCCCAGAUGACUGUUGAACCUAAAACCCUGAAUGUACCAAAAAAUUCCUUACUAGUCAUCGCGCCUGCUUUCCCAUAUUUUGUUUCUAGGAAAGUAAAUAACUCCUCGGAGAGCCUUGUUAAAUCAUCGCAAGCGCACGUUUCUCCAUUCAAAAUUGUUUGAUCCAUCAUAGUUCCAGCAUUAAAAAAUUUAGGAUUCGUUUUGGCGUUCUUUUAACUGAAUAUAUUGGAAGCUGUUUUUGCAGGCUUGCACUAUUUCCUGGAAUGUGUCAAGGGUUUUUUCAUGAACUAUUUUUAUGCCUGUCAUGAACAUGUUGGCUGUGAAAAAGACACAGUAUAUGGUCAUCUGUCUCUAUAAAGAAGUUAGCGCGGUGUCUUAGCUUGUUAACUUCAGCACGCCAGAGUCAGAAAUGCGAAUAGAAUUUCACUUCAUUCCACUGCAUGCAGUUUCUUUUAUCUUUAGGAUAAGAUUAUUGGCAAAUGGCAUCCAGGCAGAUAGCUAUCUAUCAGAAAGUAAGAAAAGCCCUGCUAUUAUCCGAGGAUUCUGCUCUUUUACUCCGCAUCUUCUCUUAUCCCUCUUUAGAUGAAAAGAUUGCACAUACAACAAAUUGGCCUUCAUUGCAAUCACUCUCAAAGUUGCCCAUUGAGCACCAUUGCCAGAUUGUUGAUAAUGUCACAGAUCGGAAACCAAAAAGCAUAUUUUAUGGGUUCACUAAAUUGUGGGCAGCAAACCAUAAUAGGAUGGAUUUCAGAGAUGCUUCUACACUUAGUGCUGCAAGAACUAUCAGGGAGAAUCUGUUUCUAUGUUCAGGAGUUCGAUGGAUAUCUCACUCCACCAUGACUUCUUCCCCUGCAACUGCAACUCAAUGUGUUCCUAACAAUGAAGAAGAGCUGAAUGAAGGCAAGGUCUUAGAACAAAGGAAAAUCGAAGCAUCCCCAGAAGAAUGUGACCAAGCUGUAGCAGGAUUGAGCUCUGUGAAAGCCAAGGCAAAAAGAGUUCAGGAACUCCUGAAGAAGGAUGAAAGCAUUGUGAAAAGGUUCUGGGUUGCACUGAUCGGAAUUGGACCUGCACUAAGAGCAGUGACAUUAAUGAACAGGGAGGAUUGGGCCAGGAAGCUGCUUCAGUGGAAAGGUGACCUCUCUAAAGCCAUGCAACACUAUUGGAUGGGAACUAAACUUCUUUGGAUUGAUGUCAGGAUAUCCUUCAGGCUUCUAUUGAAACUUGCAAGUGGGAAGAGUCUUUCGCGAAGAGAGAGGCAGCAAUUAACUAGAACAACAGCAGAUAUUUUCAGGCUUGUGCCAUUUGCAGUGUUCAUUAUAGUUCCAUUCAUGGAGUUCUUUCUGCCAGUUUUUCUUAAAGUAUUUCCAAACAUGCUGCCAUCCACUUUUCAGGAUAAGAUGAAGGAAGAGGAGGAUCUGAAACGACGGUUGAAUGCAAGGAUUGAGUAUGCCAAAUUUUUACAGGACACUCUCAAAGAAAUGGCAAGAGAAAUCAAAACAUCUCGCAGUGGAGAACUGAAACAAACAGCAGAAGACCUUGAUAAUUUUUUGAGUAAGGUCCGCACAGGUGCGAAGGUAUUGAAUGAAGAAAUUUUGGGUUUUGCAAAGCUAUUCAAUGAUGAAUUAACAUUGGACAAUAUUAGCAGACCAAGGCUUGUAAACAUGUGUAAAUAUAUGGGAAUCAAACCAUUUGGAACUGAUGCAUAUCUGCGCUACAUGCUACGCUCAAGGUUGGCAAGGAUCAAGGAAGAUGAUAGAAUGAUCCAAAGUGAAGGAAUUGAGUCUCUUUCUGAAGCUGAACUCAGGCAGGCUUGUAGAGAUCGUGGAAUGCUGGGCCUUCUCUCAGUUGAGGAAAUGCGUCAACAACUGCAUGAUUGGUUGGAUCUUUCUUUGAACCAUUCGGUACCUUCUUCCCUCCUUAUUCUUUCAAGAGCAUUUACAGUCUCAGGAAAAGUCAAGCCAGAAGAGGCUGUUCAGGCCACACUGUCUUCUCUUCCAGAUGAACUUGUUGAUUCUGUAGGGGUUACCGCAUUUCCAAGUGAGGAUUCAGUUGCUGAUCGAAGAAGAAAACUAGAGUACUUGGAAAUGCAAGAGGAGCUUAUAAAGGAGGAAGAAAAGAAAAAGAAAGAGGAGCAAGCAAGGCUGGAGGAGGAGGCAGUUUUGAAUCAAAAAGAUAUUGCAUUACAGGAGAUGAAUGUUGCAACGGAAAGAGAGGUGCAAGAGUUGGCAAGAGCUAAAGCCAUAGAAAAGCAAGAUCAACUUUGUGAGCUUAGUCGCGCUUUAGCUGUUCUAGCUUCGGCUUCUUCAGUCAGUGAGGAACGUGCAAAAUUUCUGAAGCUUGUAAACAAAGAGAUAGAACUGUAUAACAGCAUUGUAGACAAAGAAAGUGAAGGUGUGAACAUGGCACUAAAGGCAUAUGAUGCAGCAAGAGAACAGAAUGACCAAGCAGCUGAGAUAACCACUGGAAGUAAAGUUUCAUCUGCUCUCAUAAAUAGGAUUGAUGCUAUGCUACAAAUCUUAGAAAAAGAAAUUGAUGAUGUAGAUGCAAAGAUUGGUGACAGAUGGCGACUAUUAGAUAGAGAUUAUGAUGGAAAAGUCACACCAGAGGAGGUAGCUGCGGCAGCUUUGUAUCUCAAGGACACUCUGGGUCAGGAGCCAGUGCAAAAAUUUAUCAGUGACUUGGCAAAAGAUAAAGAUGGGAAGAUCCUUGUGGAAGAUAUUGUGAAGUUAGGGGCCAGUGUACAUGAUGAAGACUACAAGCAGCAAGAAAAGGAGCUUGAUUAGUGACAGACUCUGCGUUAUCUCUAUAGCUCAAAAUUGCUUUCAGAUUUUGGGAAAUUUUGUUUGCAUAUAACCUAGAUUCUAUAUUUAUCUUGGGAAUUGCAGGGGUUAUUUUGAUUCAACUUUAAUGCAAGACUUUUUACAGCUCAGGGAUAAAUGUAAAUCCCUUAUACAUGCCCUCAGGUCAUUCUCUGGCAAAUUAGCAUAAUUUAUAGGUAGGUGUAAUUUAUCGUUUUGAUUCAUAUCUCGCAUAAAUUUUCAAAAACAGAUUCCCCACUACAGGACAGACUAUAGCAUGCUUUCCAAGGGAUGUCGUGGUGAUAUGUGUUGUUACUACUAGUAUAAACACAAUGCCUGCUUUCUAAUUUUCUGUAUAAACCCGUCUGUAAUAUUUAUUUAUUUAUUUAUUUUUCUUUGUAAGGUAA
Molecule: messenger RNA, 3218 nt
Organism: Cryptomeria japonica (Japanese cedar)
Lineage: Eukaryota; Viridiplantae; Streptophyta; Pinopsida; Cupressales; Cupressaceae
Exons: 15
Coding region: 493-2796 (767 amino acids)
Biological process (GO): intracellular monoatomic cation homeostasis
Cellular component (GO): mitochondrial inner membrane
Molecular function (GO): ribosome binding; calcium ion binding
Source: RefSeq, a predicted model, not a curated record